Messenger RNA from Anopheles coustani, 1203 nucleotides. RefSeq lists its product as uncharacterized. The record is from RefSeq and is a predicted model, not a curated record. NCBI's taxonomy places the organism in Eukaryota, Metazoa, Arthropoda, Insecta, Diptera, Culicidae. Bases 1 to 1203 code for a protein of 400 amino acids. The transcript has a single exon.
AUGCGAGGAUACCGGAUCGUUUACCUCAACACCGACUUCAUGCGGGACACUACCUUUGAUAGCGAAAUCGGUACCACGAUCGCUCAGCGCCACAACGGUUCCUUCGAACUGAUAAUGAUGCCAGACGAGGACAAAACUAUCGACUACUUUUACAGCAUCAUGUACAUGAGCAGUGGUGACUACAUUGCCCUGCCGGAAGUAACCGAACUCUGCUUUAUGGUCCCUCGUAGCGGACUCAAAUCCUUGUUCUGGGUGCUGAUCGAUCCGUACGAUGCGUUCGCGUGGAUCGCGUUUGGAACAUCAGUUUUCCUUGUGUCACUAGUGCUGACCUGCUUCGGAGAGUCAUUGCGACACUACGGUCUCGGACUAGUAGUUCUUGAGAUACUAAUGUCCACCGUUAACGGCCCCACGCACAAGUUUGUCGGACCGUUCGAGAGCCGCAUCGUCGGGUUGUUCCUUUUGCUGUGCAUCGUUCUGAUAUCGGGCUACCAAUCGCUAGUGAUCUCGUUUAUGUCAGCCCCUCGCUACGACCCUGAGUUGGACACAAUGCAGCAGAUCAACGACUCUUGCUUCUUCCAGUACGACGUUUUCUUGUCAAGUUUGGGGUACAACUUUAAAAACAUCCGCGUGGGGUUCGUAGAGGACAACUCCGUGGAGAAUUCCUGGCGCAGGAAAAAGUGCGAUCUGUUGCCCUGCUCGGAGACGAAGGUUAUUAACGUGAACUCGGUCGGAGAACCUACGGAACUCCUGCAAGGGUUGGGACUCUUCUCUGCAGAGGAAUUGGAACUGCUCAAGUUGAAUAUGAAAUACUUUCGCUAUUCAAAGGCUCGUCUACAGUCCCAGGUCAGUCUGUACCAGGUGUCGUUCGAUUCGCCGGCGCAUCAUCUGGUGGAGCGGUACACGCGCGCAUUCAUCGAAGGGCAAUUGCACUAUUUUCCCGUGUUGCAAAAAACGAAACACUCAACCGGUGAGUACUCGCCAAAGGAUAAGUUGGUGGAAACAACGGGCCCUGGAGAUUUGCUGAUUAUUUGGGUAAUUUAUGUCGCUGGAAUUCUUGCAAGUGGGGUUAGUUUCCUUUGCGAGUUGGGCGUGCUGUGCGUGAGAAAAAUGAAACGAGUGCAAUGGAGAAGGUGUUGGAGUUCAUUCAAGCAUUUGUGUAACAGAAGAAGAUCGAAGAAAAGUACCGUUGUGGAAUGUUAUUAA